Molecule: messenger RNA, 1791 nt
Organism: Cladocopium goreaui
Lineage: Eukaryota; Dinophyceae; Suessiales; Symbiodiniaceae
Source: the annotation of a GenBank genome assembly
AUGCCCUGGUGCUUCUACAAGGGGGAUUGGCGAAAGGUGGAGAAGUGGGAAGGUGAGAAUUGGGUGAAGGUGAAUGGCAGGUGGGAAACCAUCACCGGACCCAUCAACCUGCCUGACCCGUUGAACGUUGGCCCACCCAGCACAACACCGGCACCUGGAGAAGUGGCCAUGUCCAAGCCCUUCUCCAUCCUGCAUCCAGCACCGCCUGGCCCGUGUAGCCCACCACCACCAAAGCAAGCAGAGCAUGCACCGAAGCCUUCCCCACCUGGCAGCCCUCCUGCAGCAGCGCCAGAUGGCAGCAAGUCAAAGCCCCCCGGCCAGCACCGUCCACCAGAGCCGGCUGUCCCGCCUGGUAACAAGACCGGAUCCCCAGCAAAAGCAAAGCCUCGCCUACCACAACCUCUAAACAAGCCCGGAUUGGCAAAGCCUCCUUCGGCUGCUGCACCUGGAUCUGUGCCAGCAAAGCCACGGCCAGCAGGCAGUAAACCUCCACCAGAGCCAGCAGUCCCACCUGGGAAGAGCCCUGCACCUGACCAACCAAAGCAUGCGCCAGCUGCUGCACCUGCUAGCAAGCCACCGCCAGGAGAUCCAGCAACCAACAAAGCAUGCUCCGAAAGCACAGCAACGACGCCAGGGACCAGUGCCACACCGAGGUUUUUGCCUCCAACAAGCAAGCCUGCACCAAUGCAUCGACCUCCGCCGCCUUUCACCAGCCCCAGCCAUCCAGAACAGCCUCCUCGUGCAAGUGUGCCGCCAGCAUCAGUGGCCCCGCCGCUUCCACCUCCACCACCACCACCUCCACCAAAUCCAAAGCCAGUCGCGCCAGGACCAGUGCCACACAAGCCAGGCCCAGUCAACCCCACUCCCAAGCAACACAGGCCACACAUGCCAUCUGCAAUGGGGGUGCUCCUGACAUCAGGGCGGACGGUGAAUCAGCUGAACCCGGGCUGCACACCUCACCGCUCCCAUGGUGGUUCAAGGGAGCGCCGCAUCAUUAGACAUGCGGUGCAGCACCUGCAGAGAUUUGCCUGUGACACGGCAGUGUGGGCUGAGAAGAGGGACCGUGACACCCAGCAGAUCAACACGUUCAGCCACCAGACGCGCGCGUCGCUUAUGCAGAUGCAGCAGAACCUCUCCUCGGCCCAGGCCGCACAAGACCCGGAGGAGAUGAAGAAGGCGGUGCGAGACGAGGUCAUGGCGGAGGUCAUGGUGAUGGCCAAGAUGAAGCAGCUGCAGGAAGAAGCAAGCAAAGGAGGUGGCUCUGGAGCAUCGUCUUCAUCGCAAAUCAAAAAAGAAGAAGAUGAGUCUGAGGAGGAGCGGAAGGUCGAGAUGAGCAACGAGGAGAUGCGAGACCGAAAGAGCCAGCCGCUCCAUCCACCGCCACCGGAAAGUCCGAACAGGGAUAAGGUCAAGAAGGAGAACAAGGACCAGAAGGGCGAGAAGGAACGAAAAAAGGAUAAGAAAACCAAAGAAGAAAAGAAGGGCCCCAAGGAUGAGAAAAAACACAAGAAGGCUGAGAAGGGCCCCAAGGAUGAGAAAAAACACAAGAAGGCUGAGAAUGGCCCCAAGGAUGAGAAAAAACCCAAGAAGGCUGAGAAUGGCCCCAAGGAUGAGAGCAAGCCCAAGAAGGCUGAGAAUGGCCCCAAGGAUGAGAACAAGCUCAAGAAGGCUGAGAAUGGCCCCAAGGAUGAGAACACGCACAAGAAGGCUGAGAAUAAAAGAGGAGGAGAUGAUCACAUGGACCAGAACCAGAAGGCCAGCAGCGGGGAUGGUGGAGUUUUGAAAUCAUGA